Messenger RNA from Bolinopsis microptera, 3931 nucleotides. RefSeq lists its product as uncharacterized. The record is from RefSeq and is a predicted model, not a curated record. NCBI's taxonomy places the organism in Eukaryota, Metazoa, Ctenophora, Tentaculata, Lobata, Bolinopsidae. The transcript has 13 exons. Bases 111 to 3437 code for a protein of 1108 amino acids.
AGCACUGAAUGGCACCGGACUCCACUUCAGACUCCACUUCAGACCCCACUUCAGACCCCACUUCUGACCCCACUUCAGACCCCACUUCUGACCCCACAUCUGACUGAAACAUGCUCCACCCUCGAGCGGCUCUGUGUGGUAGUGUUCUCUGUCAAGUUCGGAAUAUCGUGAGGAGCACUCUACCUGUUCGGAGCUCUACACCAUGCUAUGGACCAAAUCAUGCCAGACACCUGAGUUCCCUGACCGGACAGAAGGAGCAAUCAACCGAACACAUAUCGUUUGUUAAUCAGCCGAGUGAUAUGAGGUCACUUAGACGCGAGAUUAUACGGAGGAUAGGUCAACGCUUCCCCAUGAUUACAGUAGAAAUGCCGAUGUAUGGAUCCCUAUUCCGAGAGGACAUUGUGGUGCAACCGUCUACUUCUCCUGAAAUUGAAAGAUAUCUGGAUGCUCAGUUCAGCAAAUACACUUCUACAAUUAUGAAAAUUCCUCCCAGCAUCGACUUUGACCGGGAACAUGUUUUACUUCAAAAACCUCAAUUAGGAAAGAAGUUUGACUAUCCGAUUUCUAUGGCUGUAAAAGACAGAAACGUGUUUUUGACGGCCCAUAAAAACGAAAUCCAAAGACUCAAAAUCUUCGCGGAGAAUCUUGUUAGAUCUGAGAUACUUGUGGAAGUCAUUUCGGACAUGGAUGAAGAAACCUAUUCGGCUGUUAUGAAGUCUUCUGAUUAUUUAGUUCCAAAAAAGUUCGAAAAGUUUGCCAAACCGGUUCAGUUUGAUAAAGGUUCCAUAGUAAUUAAAGGAAAUCAAGAAGCCCUCGCCGCGAUCAGUUAUCGAGUGGAACAGGUCAUCAAAUAUCAGUGUGAUCCUUUCAAGGACUCAAUCCCGAUUCCUGGAACUGUGGGUAACCUAUUGCAGAACAAUCUGAAUCAGGAUGAUCUUUUCGAGAAAGAGUUUGAGAAAUUUCCCUCGGUAACAGUAUUGUUUCAUGGUGGAAAGGGAAACGAGAUUCUUAUCAGUGGCCCAUCACCAACUGAAUUGAAUCAGUUUAAGGAGUGGUUUGAGAAUUCGUAUUUGUGCGAGUACCAGACUGAAACACGCCUAUUAGAUCGCUAUCAGACUGUUGUUGCAAAAAGAAUACUCCGAUCAGAUCUUGAAACUGGAUCUGCUCUCCUAUCCGCAAUCUCUGACGGUAGCACGAGUUUGGAGCUCUCCUUUCCCAAAGCAGCUGGGCGUGGACCCCUUAGUUGCCUUCGUCACAUCCAAAACAUGGUUAACAUUCCGUUCGCUAACCCGGUCAUAGGCCAAUACCUUAAAGUUAGUGGUCAGAACUUGAGUGGAAUUUUACGGACCAGCAAUCGAUUGAGUAACGUCAAUACUCAUUUAGAUCAUGAUGGCGUGAUUUUAUUCGGGGGAAAAUGGGAUGAUAGGAGGUUGAAAUCUGAUAAGAUAAAGAGUGCCUUUGAUGCCCUGAUUGUUGUGGAGGUACCCUUUCCUCAUCCAGUGUUCAGGAGAAUGAUUGUGGGGGAAGACGGUAGCGGAAUUAGGAAUUUUUCAAAAAAGCAUCCUGGUAUAUUCAGUUUUGUGGCGGAAGAUUCAUCGAAAAUAACGCUUGUAACGGAUGGGAAAAAGAAGGUGUCGGCGGAGAAAUUAGCUGAAACUCUUCAUGAGCGAAUAGGUGGAUUGGGAUAUAAGAUCUAUAGUAAAACAAGGGAUUCGGCUGUCCUUUUUCGUCUUGAUGAACCGGAACUUAAAAAUUAUUCUUACCAAAACAAGGUUUCUAUCCAAAAAGUACUCUCAUCCGACUCAGAAAUGGACUCAUGGCUUAUAUACGGUAAAAAAGAGGCUGUCCAGAAUUUUAUGAAGCUUGUCGAACGUAAGGAAGAAGAGGCUUACAAAGGAAAAAUAACAAGAAAUGUCCAAGUUACCAAAGAUUAUAACACUUGGCACAGCUUCGUGCUGUACGCAAGAGAACUCAACAGUAAAAACGGAAGAACAAAGUGUCUUUAUAACGAUAAUCUGAGGUCCCCUCCAGGUCAAAUAAGUAUGGUUGGACCACCUGCUGAAGUUGAAUCUGCUUUUGAAGACCUUCAAUCUCUUGAGCAGCAAAUCUUGAAACAGAGUCUUCAGGACGAUCCAGAACUUAUCUCUGAAAUAUCUGAUAUCUCACAAGACGAUCUGAGGAUUGCUGGUAACAUGAAGUUUACCUUUCCCAACACCAAGAUUUCCACCAAAGCGGAUAAAACAGGGCUGGUGGUUAGCAGCAGCAGUUCUGCCAGUUUGAGGCUGGCUGAGGAGUAUGUAAGGAGAUACUUCGGAGAUGCUGAAGAACUUAAAUUUUUCAUCAGUGAUAAGCAUUGGGUAUUUUUGAAAUCAAACUGGCCUGACGUUAAAGAUUUCUUGGAAAGGACCUGUUUGAAUAGAAAAGUGAGGUACAAAAGAGACCUACAAAACAGAUCUCUGUCGUUCUAUGGUCACCCAUCCAACACUACCAUGGCAAAGGAGAAUUUAGACAAAUAUUUCUUAACACAUCAUGGUAUCGGAGAUCUGUUACAGGCAGAUGAUGAGGAUAUAUGGGAAACUGUUGAAAUAGAUAAGAAUAAACUGGAAGCUAUCCUAGAUCCACACCUGGGUAACUUUCGGGCGACUUGUAACAACGUAAGCCUACAAACUCUCUUGGGUAAAAUGGGCUCAACAACAUCAUACAUAAGACUGAAAUCAGCCAACAAAACAUUUUUAAAAGAAGCGGCUGACAACCUGCGGAAAAUAGAAUCUGAAAUUUUUCUCAAUAACUAUGAGAUGAAUCAGUCGACUUAUUACCUUGUAAAAGUAAUUGAGAGGGCUUCACCGAACUAUAGCUGGCUCUUUCCCAAGAAAAGCAAACAGGUCCGUGUAACAUUAGACAAGAAUACGCCACAGUUUCACAUAGCUUACAAGUCAAAUGCUGACUUUGAAGAGGCGCAUUCAGAAUUGGUGAAGCACUUUGAAUCAUUGGAAUAUUUGGAAGAGAUACAAUUGCCCACAAAGAAGAUGGGUAAAGUUAUGACUGAAGUUAUUGAGUAUAUUGAUAUCCUUGAGAACAAAAACGAUGUGAAAGCAAUCAUAUCUGAAACCGAAAACAAAAUAAUUGUGUUCGGGAAGAAUUUUGAGGUUGAAAAGACUACAGAGAAAUUGUCAACGAUUCUGAAUUUAAGGGAUUGGGAAGUUUUCGAGGUGCAACUAGCUGGAUGUAACGAUGUAAAAACUGCAGUUCAGAUCAGGGCACAAAUACAGAAAAUCUUCCCAUAUUUGAUGGUGGACCAAAUACCAAACCAUGGUUACAAAGACACUGAGAGUGAUAUCACACUGAGAAUAUCAACGUUAGUUGAAAAGAUGAAGCAAUAUCCAGCAACCAAACAACAACUGAAUCAUUUUAUUAGCCAGUCGAAAGAGUUAGAUUGAACCCGAUAACUGUGGAGAAGAAACAUUUGUUGAGAAGUAAUACGUUUAUAUCAGCAAAACAAGCAAGGUUCACGCUUGAUUCACGAUGUCAAUCCUUCGCAGCUCGGCGUGGCCCAGUAGUGCAUAUCGCCGAUCUACCGAAGGUUGCGAGAAACGUUAUUUGAUGCGCGGCGCGGCCCAGUACUAGUAGUGCAUCGCGCUACAAGGUUCACGCCAGAUGUUCAUUGUUCAUUGAUUGUUCCUGUUUAAACUGAGAUGACCCUCCUUAAAUAACGGAAUUUUGUCAAUCGGAUUAGGAUUUUUAUUUAUUGUACAAACAUAAUAAGGAGUUUGUAUUUUGUGAAAUUUCAUCAACCUAAUCAUAUUGUUUUCAUAAAAUUAGUAGUUAUAGAAACGUCAUCCAAUUCCAGGAUGAUCAUGACAAACUCUGCCGUUUUACCCGAAUUAUCGUUCUAAAAUCGAAAACUUGUUUUCUUAAUGCUUAAAUUCUAAUU